AUGAAACCAAUUUCUGGGAUAUUACUUCAUGGUCCUCCUGGUUGUGGCAAGUCCACACUCGCUUGUGCCAUCGCCAACGAAGCUGAUGUAAACUUUUACAUGGUUUCUGCUGCUGAAUUGGUUACUGGUGUUUCUGGUGGAUCAGAAGAGAAAAUCAGGGAACUCUUCUCUAACGCCUAUAGAAAUGCACCUUCGAUUAUAUUCAUUGAUGAGAUCGACGCAAUUGCCUCAAAGAGGGAGAAUCAGCACAAGGGCAUGGACACGCGUAUUGUGACUCAGUUGCUGAGUUGUAUGGAUGAGAAGUAUAUGCUUCCGAAGCAAAAAGAGAGCAACCUUUCCGUUGACGUGGGUUCCAAGCCUAGACAUGUGAUUGUCAUUGGAGCUACCAACAGGCCUGACGCUCUUGAUCCUGCUAUGAGGAGAUCUUUGCGAUUCGACUUGGAGAUCUGUCUUGAUGUGCCUGAUGAGAAGGCUAGGGAAGAGAUUUUCUCUUUGGUUACACGCAACCUUUCGGUGGAGAGCACUUUGGACCGUUCCAAGAUUGCUCGUCUGACUUCCGGAUUCGUUGGUGCUGAUUUCGAAGUUCUUGCCAAGAAUGCUGCCAUGGUGUUAGCAAGGAGAGUAAUAUAUUCAAGAAAACCGCCACUUUGUUCGGACAAUAUUGACAUUUGUUCUUUGAUGAGGCAGCCAGUGUCAGAGGAAGAGAGAAAAAUGCUCUUUGUCACUACCUCAGAUUUCGAGGAAGCAUUGAAAGAUUUUCAACCUAGUUUAACUAGAGAAGGUUUCUCUACUAUUCCGGAUGUAACAUGGGAUGAUAUUGGCGGUCUUGAUCAUGUAAGGGAGGCGUUCUAUCAUCAUGUAAUCCGGCGAUUUAAAUUUCCUGAAGAAUGCAAGGGAUUUGAAAAUUGUCUAGAAACGGGUUUUUUGCUCUAUGGACCACCAGGUUGUGGUAAGACGUUAGUUGCACAGGCGGUUGCUAAUGAGGCACGAGUCAACUUUAUCCAUGUUGAGGGUCCAGAGCUUCUGAGCAAAUAUGUUGGAGAAACCGAGAAGGCUAUAAGGGAGUUAUUCAGUCGUGCUAGGAUGUGCUCACCAUGCAUAGUCUUCUUUGAUGAGGUGGAUGCUUUAACAACAAAACGUGGAGAGCAAGGUGCUUGGGUUGUUGAACGACCUUUGAAUCAGUUACUCAUUGAAUUGAGUGGUGGAAAAAAACGAGACGGUGUUAUUGUGAUUGCUGCUACAAACAGGCCUCACAUGAUGGACCCGGCGGUUCAAAGGGCAGGCAGGUUUGGGAGACAUAUCCAUGUACCGCUCCCAAACUCGGACCAGCGUCAUUCAAUCCUGAAAGCUCUAGCGAAGGAUUUUAGAGUCGACCCGAGCAUUGAUUUGAAUGCCAUAGCGAGAAUGGAGAGUUGUGAGAAUCGUAGUGGAGCUGAUCUAGCUUCUCUGGUAAAAGAAGCUGGUCUUGCAGCUUUUACUGAUGCAAACUCAGACAGUAAACAACGUACGAUCAAGAUGGUUCAUUUUGAGCAAGCCUUCUCUAAGCUCAAACCUUCUCUCACGAAUCAGCAAGUAGGGGAAUACGAGAACAUAUUCACAGACUUUGAAAGCGCCAAGUGA
Messenger RNA from Microthlaspi erraticum, 1620 nucleotides. The record is from the annotation of a GenBank genome assembly. Lineage: Eukaryota; Viridiplantae; Streptophyta; Magnoliopsida; Brassicales; Brassicaceae.